AUGACCUCUCCAACCUCUGCCCAGCAUCCAGCAGCUGAGAAUGCCCACAGAAUCACACUCGGACAAGUUAGCCAGGUGCGACCCAAACUGCCGCUUCUGAAGAUUCUGCAGGCUGCAGGCGCCCAAGGUGAAACCUUCACGCUGAAGGAGGUUAUGCAUUACCUAGGACAGUAUAUAAUGGUGAGGCAGCUCUAUGACAAAAGACAGCAGCACAUGGUCUAUUGUGGAGGAGAUCAGCUAGGAGAACUGCUGGGACUGGAGAGCUUCUCUGUAAAAGAUCCAAGCCCAGUCUAUGACAUGUUGAAACGGAACCUGACUUCUGCUGCAAUGGCAGAUGCUGCACAGAAUCUCGCAAAGGAACAGAGCGUCGAUAAGCCAAGCCAAGACCAGCUGAAGUUUAGCCAGCAAGAAGGUUCUGACACUGCCAUCAUGGAGGGUGAAAGCAAUGCUUCUGCUUUGUCUACCUCAGAGCAAAAAUGUGAGAAUUAUGAAGACAAAGACUUAAUAGAAAACCUCUCUAAAAGCAAGAAGCCUAAACUGGACCUAGUGUUUGAGGAAUGGGAUGUAGCUGGUCUUCCAUGGUGGUUUUUAGGCAACCUCAGAAGCAAUUACAAGUCCAGAAGUAAUGGAUCAACAGAUAUUCAGACUAACCAGGACAUAGACACUGCCGUUGUUUCGGAUACUACUGAUGACUUGUGGUUCCUCAACGAAUGCCCGUCGGAUCAGAGCAGUGCUGCAGUCAAGGUGGAAACGGUUGACUGCGAGGAAGUGAAAGAAGGUGACAAAAAGGUGACUGAGGAUGCAUGUUUGCAUGACCUUGAGGAUUCUCAAUGCUUAAGUGAUGACACAGAUACAGAAGCUACUUCUGAGGACUGUUGGCAAUGCACCAAAUGCAAGAAAUUUAACUCUCCAGGAAAACGGUACUGUUACCGCUGCUGGGCCUUACGGAAAGACUGGUAUUCAGAUUGUCCCAAACUGGCUCAUUCUCUUUCUCUGUCCAGCAUUGAUGCUAUGCAAAACAAAAAUGACGAUGACGGGAUCGAUGUCCCGGACUGCCGAAGGACUAUUUCUGCUCCAGUUGGCCAACCCAAAGACCUGUACGUGGUAGAAAACAAGUCACGUGUAGAUCCCUGCAGCUCUAUUGACUCUUUGGAUUUGGCACAAGAAUGUGAAAGCAAGGAGUCUCUGUUGCACUUCACUGAGCAUAAAAAGGAGGAAGAAAUACAGUCUUUAGAGAGUAUAAAAAAAUUACUGAAUCCUUGUUUCUUAUGCCAUCACAGACCACGGGAUGGGAAUAUUGUCCAUGGAAGGACUGCUCACCUUGUGGCCUGUUUCAAGUGUGCAAAGAUGCUGAAGAAAAAGAGAUCACCUUGCCCAGUGUGCAGGAAAGAGAUUGAGAUGGUGAUCAGGAUCUUCAUGGGGUAG
Molecule: messenger RNA, 1425 nt
Organism: Nipponia nippon (crested ibis)
Lineage: Eukaryota; Metazoa; Chordata; Aves; Pelecaniformes; Threskiornithidae
Source: RefSeq, a predicted model, not a curated record